UAUGUCUGCUGGAUCUGCUGAAGAGGAUAAAAUUUCCUUGAAAUUAAAUACGCUUGAGAAAAUAGAACAAGAGGAAAUAACGAUUGAAAUAAACGAACAAUCGGCAACAGACAUGAAAGUUCCGUCCGUUGUUUCUGAUAAUAAACAAACACAACACAAUCAACCGGAGAGCGAAAGUGACGAAGAGACGGAUAGGAAAGCUCCAGAUCAAUUAAAACUGGAGUUUCUAUCAAGUUUAAUGGAAAAUGAUUAUGAUAAUGCUCUAAAACUUUGUAAAAUGAUCCUUAUCUAUGAAAAAAAAAAUCCCGAAGCUUUACAAUUUCAAAAGUUGAUAACGGAAAAAAAGAGACUCGAAGCCGAAAUGGCUAAUGACAAUAGUUCGUCCGAAGAGGAAGACACUGACGACAGCGAUGACGAAGAGGAUGAUAGUGAGAGUGAUGACGAAGGUAACAAAGACGAUAACAAGCCAAAUUCUAACAUGAAGAAUAAUGCUGCGGAAAAUAAAGUUUCAAACCAAAAAAAUGAUGGAGAUGAAGAAGAUAAAAUUAAAACAGAUAAACAAAAUAAAGGAAGCGAAGAAAAUGAAAGCAAUAAAGAAGAAGAGGAAGAGGAAGAACAUGAAGAAGACGAAGAAGAUGAAGAAGACGAAGAAGAAGAUGCAGAUGAUGAUGAUAAAGAAGACAAAGAAGAAAAAACUGAAGGUGACCUAAAGAGUCAAAAUACUGUAGAAAGUAGCAGAACAAAUUCAGAAUUGAGCGAAGAUCAAGAAGAAGAAGACGAAGAAGAAGAAGAAGAAGAAGAAGAGGAAUUAUCUGACGAACAGGACGAUAGUGAAGACGAUGGGGAAGAAACGGAAGAAGACAAGAAAGACAAUAGAACCAAGAUCAAAGUUAAUAAUAUUGACCAAGAUAUAAAUUAA
This is a messenger RNA of Dimorphilus gyrociliatus, 919 nucleotides long. The record is from the annotation of a GenBank genome assembly. NCBI's taxonomy places the organism in Eukaryota, Metazoa, Annelida, Polychaeta, Dinophilidae.